Molecule: messenger RNA, 2266 nt
Organism: Aspergillus ochraceoroseus IBT 24754
Lineage: Eukaryota; Fungi; Ascomycota; Eurotiomycetes; Eurotiales; Aspergillaceae
Gene: yvc1
Product: putative potassium ion channel Yvc1
Exons: 5
Coding region: 130-2028 (632 amino acids)
Source: RefSeq, a predicted model, not a curated record
CUUAUCUAAAGGCGCGAGAAGAGCCUUCUCUGCGAAGCCCAUUUCUUCCGUUGAAUAUUCCCGUUGCUGCUCUGGGAUCGGAAUAAUUCAUUUCCUCCUUCCAGUCUUAAAAGUUCUGUCCUAAUCAGUAUGGGCUGGAGGGAUAUCUUUACCACGGACGUGGGACAUCUGCGUCAACGCAUGGAGCAACACCGAUUGCUUCCUGCUUAUUUGGAUGAUGAAUUGCCGGCCAACCACCCGUCAAAGGAAGUCACCAGGGUCGCCUUGCGACUGAAAUACCAGAUCGAACAGGUGAUCCCCUGCGAGUUAGACGAGGACUCCAUCACUAGCCCGAACAGUCGAAUCAUCACACAUGCGGUUGUCCACACUGCUGUCCAGGCAGGAGGAGAAGAUCUCAAAGCUUGUGUCCCGUUUUGUUUGCUCGUUUGCCUUCGAUGGUUUAAGCACCAAGCGACAUUAGAGCUUUGGGAUUCUGAACUUCAUGAACGCCGCGCCCUUGCCUGCGAGGUGAUUGCAAAGCGAAUUAUUGAAGCCGAGGAGAACCAGGACCACCUGCUUCUCCAUGUCCUGCUUAAACGGUACUCCAUAUUUAUUAAUGGAGAGGAAAGUGCCCCAGCCAACGUCAUAGAACGAGCUGUGGACCUUCAUGCUUUGAGGGUCAUUGGCUCGUCCGGGUAUCAAAAGUGCAUUAAAUAUCUCUGGAAUGGGUGGUUCUGCCAGCAGCAGGGCAAUCCGACCAACUUUGUUCCCUACCAAGAAAGAGACAACACCAGCUUUUCUGCGCAUUUCCGUCCUGACCGCAUGAGGGCCCCAAUUUAUCAGAGUGUUUGUCAAAUACUCUCCUCAUUUGUGUACCUUGUCUUGUACACACAGGUCAUUAGUUCCGUCAAUCCCACGGGAGAUCUGGACGUUAUUGAGGGCAUACUCUACGUUAUGACUCUCGCAUUUAUUUGUGACGAGAUUACCAAGCUGUGGAAGAUUGGCAGAAGUUAUUUUGAUUUCUGGAAUGCCUUCAACUCCACUCUUUACACACUCCUCGCCAUAUCAUUCUUCCUGCGUGUUGCUGCCAUGACGUAUUCUCCAUCCGUAGGUAAUGAGGAAAGAGAGACCCUGAACAAACUGAGUUACAAUUUCCUAGCGUUUUCGGGUCCAAUGUUCUGGAUGCGUAUGAUGCUUUAUCUGGACACUUUCAGAUUCUUCGGGGCCAUGUUCGUUGUACUACGAGUCAUGAUGAAGGAGAGCUUGAUCUUCUUCGCACUUCUAUUUGUGGUUUUAGUGGGCUUCUUCCUAGCGUUCAUGGGUAUGGCUCAGGUUGACGACGAUGUGCCCCUCACAAGAAGUAUUGUCGUGGGAAUGGCCAACAGUGUUAUGCAAAGCCCUGAAUUUGGAAUUUUUGAGAAUCUUGCCUUCCCGUUUGGUAUCAUUCUCUAUUACAUAUUCAACUUUGUGGUCAUGAUCAUUCUUCUCAAUAUCUUGAUUGCUCUUUAUAACAGUGCGUACGAGGAUAUUUCUGGAAACGCUACGGACGAGUAUAUGGCCAUCUUCGCCCAAAAGACAAUGCAGUUUAUCCGUGCUCCGGAUGAGAAUGUUUUCAUACCACCGUUUAACCUUAUCGAGGUCUUAUUCUUGAUUCUCCCUUUCGAAUGGUGGCUCCCCGCAGAAUACUACGCCAGGCUGAAUGAAGUUGUAAUGGGUGCCAUUUACUCUCCCCUUCUUCUUAUAACCGCAUUAUUUGAAGUCCGAGAGGCACGUCGAAUCAUAUGGAACCGCCGCCAUGGGGAAGAAGAUGACAACAACAUGCAAGAAUGGGAGCAUAUGGCUGAACAGGUCGAUUUUGAGGUUGACGAUUCCUGGAAGCAGCUAGUCCAGGAGACGUCUCCCAACAUUCAUGUCGACCAGUGCAGCCUAGAAAUCAUCCAACUAAGGGAACAAAUACAGGUGCUAGCCAGGAUGGUCGGACAACUGACCGAUGAAAAGGCAACGGCGAGUUUUAUGAACGGAGAAUCGAGCUCGACUAUGGCGGGUUGAGUAUGUUUGCUUCUAAUACGAUAUGACGCAUUUACAGAGGUUUUUGUGGGUCAUUUUUAUCUUAAAUAUUGUUUACUCCUAUGCAUUAUCUCAUUUGGCCAUGUAUGUUGGAGGUGUUUGUAUACAUUCUGUUUCCUCGAAUGUACCUAGUAUCUGUCACUUUUGAUUGUCUUUGCCCCGCAAGUAUCAGCGAAAAACAAUUGUAGUAUAGAGAAUGAACUGUCAGCUACUACUUUAC